This is a messenger RNA of Phytophthora nicotianae INRA-310, 8800 nucleotides long. RefSeq lists its product as hypothetical. The record is from RefSeq and is a predicted model, not a curated record. Lineage: Eukaryota; Oomycota; Peronosporomycetes; Peronosporales; Peronosporaceae. Gene Ontology annotation, biological process: autophagy; vesicle-mediated transport; endosomal vesicle fusion. The coding region runs from base 22 to 3036 and encodes 1004 amino acids. Gene Ontology annotation, cellular component: membrane; cytoplasm. The transcript is spliced from 2 exons.
CAAAAAUUCAGAAUUCCUUUGAUGAGCUCGGAUCUUUCGCCUGCCACGGCGUACGCGGUCGGCGCCACCGUGGAGGUGGAGGGUCCGCCGAAGCGGCCGAAUCAGACCGAGCGUUUGCUCUGCAGCUUGCGUGUCCGGGGCGACUUGUCCCCUCUUCUCUUCGUCGGGUCGUCGGAUGGAACAUUGCGCAGGUACGUAUCUGACGGACGCGCGGGCGUCCUGCGUUGGCAGACGGACUACAAGCGGUUGUUCCACCCAUGCUGUGUCUUCCUGGACCGCUGGGGAGUCUUCGUCACGUUGGCUGACAACCGCUUGAAGCUCGUGGACCUGCCGCUACAAAGCGAUCCGCAGUUGCUUGACCGAGACGAUACCAAGGGUGCCGUGCUCUUUGCCGCCCAUGAAGAGGUCAAGACGUUGUGCGUACUGCUUAAAACCAACGCUCUGAAGGUAUUUGACUGGACCGUAAAUCGAAUAUUGGAUCCACGCGCGCAUCACGAACUGCCGCUGUCUCUGGUGCCGGUGCAGCAGCUUGUGGUGCUCAGUGAGAGUCACGUGUUCGUCCAGGGCAAAAAACAAUGGGCCGUGCUCAAUCUGGACAGUGGUCGGACGUUGAAUGUCGGUACAGACGCGAUGGAACAGGUUAAUAAGGCUCUGGAAGGAUCCGUCUGCGUGUGUGACGCAUUGGCACUACCCAGUCGCUUCUUAGCACGCCGACGGCAACACGUGAUGGACUUGCUACUGUGUGGCAAACACCACGCAGUGAUCUUAACAAUCGAUGAAGAGAACAACGCGGAGGACGAUGAUGAGGACGUGUAUGGAGCUUUUGAAGACAGAAAACUGGACGCCACUGCGGGAAAAGCGCUCGAUAUGUCGACUAGCCAAUUGUGCGUCAAAGUGGAGAGGAAAAUGGCCUACAACGCGUCCCCACGUGGCGCUUAUUACCAUCAUCCAUUCCUCCUACUAGACCAAACGGAACAGAUAUCAGUGUACAACUUUGGGUCGCUGCAAAUGGUACAGACUAUCCCAGUCAAAGCUCCUUACGGCGUCUGUGCUGCUAUCAACGUGGCGUCGGCUAAUGUGGGAGAUUCUUACUCGAACACCUCGCAGUUUAGGGAUGAUCGGCCUGCGACUUUGUUCACUGUAUCGCCGCUGUUUAACGUUCAGACGCAUCAAAUGCUACCGGUUGCACAGCAAGUCGCUGCGUCGAUGGGGAAUCGCCGUCUAGAAGAUGCGGUGGCGCUCUGCAAGCUUUGUCCAGAGGAGAGUCCGCUGAGUGACGCUGACCAACGGAAACUGUAUGCUGACUAUGGCUUUGACCUGUUCCGAUCUGGUAGCAGACUAGGAGCCAUGAACUACUUUUUCGAGAGUGAAAUCGACGUGAUGGAAGUACUGCUGUUAUUCCCCCGCAAUCUCCUGCCUCGAAAGGCCAGCGCAUUACGCAAGGACAGCAACAAUAACAAGAACAUGACAUUGGAAGGUGACGAGUUAGUGGAGAGCCUGCUCGCUCUCAUUGGGUUCCUGCGUCGUAAGCGAACUGCUUAUUUGCUUCGCGAAGAGGAAUCAUCUUCUAUCGGGAUUUACAUGCAGCAAGGUCUUGGUCCUAGUGAUGAGAGUGCGUUGGAACUGAUUGACACCAUGCUGGUCAAGUGUCUCGUCGUGGUGGCUGAAAAAGCAGAGUACGAGGAGAGAGCGAAGCGUGCACUGCUAGAUGUGGUCACUGGCCAGAAUUGGUGCGAGAUCGGCGAGGCGGAGAUUUUUCUGCGAGCUCACCGACGUUUCAAGGCUCUUCUGGCAUUUUACUCUGCGCGAAAGUUGCACCGUAAGGCCCUUGAGCUCUUGGAGGAUCUGGAACGUAGUGCAGCGUCGGCUGCUGAACAAAGCGAAGACACAGGAGACCUGCAGUCAUCGCACAACUACAUGGUUCUUAUUGCACAGUAUCUUCGAGUGCUGGGCAGGAAGCAUGCUGAACUGGUAUUUGAAUUCUCGCGACGGGUCUUGUCUGUAAAUCCUGCUUUGGGUCUCACGAUCUUUACACAGCGUGAAGUUCUUGACUCCAAGAAGGACAUCGACCCUGGUGCAGUACUUCAGCAUUUAAAGAGUUGCUCUAUUGCCUCCAGCCCAGAUGUAACGCAACUGGGAAGCGAAGGUGUUGAAGAAAACACAUCGAAGUCGAUGUUGCCAUUGACCAGCAGCCAAAUGCUGGCGGUCGAGUAUCUUACACAGGUUAUUUAUGCAGGAACGUGCCAAUUAACGCCGCGGUUGCAUGACGAAGUGGUGUAUCUGCUGCUCGAUUCGAUCCAAACACAGAACCAACGUCUUACGAGUCGUGUUGGAUCCCAACGUGGCAUGGCGGGGCUUUUUCGUCGCAAACUGCUCGAAUUCCUUGAGUUUCCCGGCGCUGUCUUCCAUCCUGAGCGUAUGCUGAGUCGUACUCCAACUGAAAUGGUGGACGAACACGCUGCGCUACUAUCGAAGCUCGGACGUCACCUAGAAGUACUUCAGUUGUACGCUCUGGAGUUGAAGGACGCUGCUCUAGCCGAGGCGUAUUGUAACCGCUGCUACGAGUCCAAGGCAGCCGAUUCUUCUAUCUACUCAACACUGCUGAAGAUUUAUUUACGCCCGGCGUCAGCGGCCGUUGGCUCACCACCGAAACCUUACCGGUCUUCCAGCUCUGGUUUGCAAAGUGAGGCAGUGAACGCAGCAAUCAACGUGUUGAACAAGUAUGCGGAGCGUAUCGACGUGUCCACUGCUCUAGAGCUCUUACCAGCUGAUGUUCCCACGGCACCAUUGGCUGGCUUCUUCCGUCGUGUUAUUGAGCGCCAGGUCGAGCGUUUCCGCAACGGACAAGUGAAGAAACAACUAUCAAAGAUGGAGAACUUUAAAGUUCGAGAGCAGCUCUCUACGAAGCGCAAAGGCUCAGUCACAGUGUGGUCGUCUCAGAGCUGUCAAUCCUGUGGCAAGAAGCUUGGCGUCGGCACGUUUGUGCGUUUACCCUCUGGAACGCUGUUGCAUUACUCCUGCCAACCCGUCCCGUAACUCCAAGAUUUUUUUUUUACACUGGAGACAGAUCGUAUCCUUUGAGCGUCACAGGCUUUUUCCACGAGGACUGGCCGGUAAGUUUAUCAAAAUAAUAGUACUGUUGUGAGUUGGGGUCAAAAACUUUCUGGAUGCGGUCUUGUAGAAGACGAUGAAGCUCAAGACGUGCGACGGCACAGCGCAAGAACGUGAACAGGACCUGUUUGGCUUCAUGAGGCGCUGUGACUGUAUGUGAGCGUCGCCUUCUGAUGAUUUUAGUUUCUUUGAUGUCACGACCGUCGCCUACGAGGAGAGCGGGCUUUUCCCACUUUGCGAUACCAGUCUUGCGGUUGUAGUAGUAGAAAUGCUCAGUGGUGGGGUCGUAAAUCUUCUCGUACGCGUCGAACAGCAAUUCACGCAGCUCGUCUUUGGCGCGACGGGUUCUCCACACUCGUUGCAAACGUGAAGCAGCUUCGUCGCGUGACAUUUGCCGUAAGCGCUGUAGUCUUCGCUUAUGUCGCUUGAGACGAGCUCGCUCACUGAUGCGUGGCAACUUGCUGACAGCGUACAAGGUUGACGAUUGAGGAGCCACAAGCGUGCUUUCUCUUCUUCCAGAGGGAGAUACAGUCGAGUCAUUGAAGAGAUCGAGAUCAUAGUCGCCAAACACUGCAGGUUUGAACCAGGUUGCUGUGCCGGAUACACUGUCGUAGUAGUAUGGUUGACCCGACACCGGAUCCAGCAUUUUACGAUAUCGACGAGUAAUUAUCUCGAGUAGCUUCUUCCGCGUUGCGAAUCGUCGAUACAGCGCUUGAAUCGUGCGUGCAGCAGCCUCCUCGUUGUGGAAUUUCUCCGGUCUCAACGCGACUGCGACUCGUCGUCGUCCGUGAGUUGGUUCUAGGUGACGUCCAACCUUUGGGCCAAGAUCAUCGUCAGCAUCAUUAAGCAGAAGUCGGGGUUUCUCCCACGACGAUUCCUUGGUGGCGGCGUUGUAGUAAUAGUACCUCCCCGUCGUGGCAUCCCAGAGUUUCUUGAUACGUGAGCGCAGUAUACGACGCAUAAACUCACGACCUCGAUGACAUCGGUACGCACGCUGUACGAUCCGCGCAGCUUCGUCACGAGUCAUGUUAGCGAACCUGGCUAGCCGCUGGAUCUCUAUAGGAUCGCCCAGAUCGUAGCGUUUGCGGAGCAGUGCCGGGGGAUCCCACAACUUGGACAGAGGCUCCUUCUUGCUUACCAGUUUUCGCACAUGAUACACACGUUCUUUCUCCAAAUCGAAGUGCUUCUCGUAUCGAUCCCGCAGCAAGUUCAAGGUCAAACGACGAGCUUGAAGACCUCGCCAAGCAGCUUGUAACUUAAUAGCUGCCUCGAGAGGUGUAAGUGGAGGUGGUAUCCGCGGUGAAGCAUCCGGAUCACGGAUAGGAACUUCAAACUCUUCACUGAUUUCAGUUGGUCGAGUCCAUGACUUCUUGCCUUGCCAUAGGUUGUAAUAGAAGAACUCGUUGUGUGGUAUACUGAAGAUUCUCUGGUAUCUCUGUUCACGAGCACGUUGCAGUACACGUCGAGCUCGUCGCGCACGAAAGAGACACUGAAGCUUGCGUACAGCUUCGUAUUCUCCCAUACGAACUCCAAGCUUUCUCCCGCCGUGGAGUUGACGUUCAUGUGCACAAUUACGACACAUCCACAAACGCAGUGGAGACGGUUGAAAACCAUCGCAACGCCAACAUAGUCGACACAAAGGGUGAACAAUUGCCUCGAUAUCAAUGUCGUCAAUGCGUUUGGCUUCACGAAGUUCUUCCUCUUCUCGCGCGCGCCGGUCAGCGAAUGGCUCAAGACGCACAGCAGGCGGGAGUUCGCUGGAUGAUUUCACGACUUUGGUACCUUUGCUAAACGGAGGCAACGGGUUGGAUGCGCACAGCGGUAAUGUCGGAACUCUCGACAGAUCCAGGCGCGGAAUGAUGACAGGUUUAUCGCGCCAAAGACGCGGCACUUCAGGCCACUCGUAGCUGGCAGAGUCUCGAGAAACCGUGUUGAAUACCGUGAAAGUGCGCCCACAAGCGAGUGAGGCAACGCGUCCAAAGCGCUCGCCACCAGAUAAGCGCAAUUCGGUCGGGACGCCAUUAAAUGCACGCGUGCUACCCCAGGUGAAGAUCCGGUUAUCAACUGUUAACGCAGCCGUGUGGUGUGUCCCGCAUGCGAUAUGUGUAGCGAGCACUUCAUCGUUGAGUUCUCGCGGUGGUAAACGCACGGGCUGCGGUUCGUAAGUGACUUGAGCUUUCCCAACGCCAAGUUGGCCAUAUACACCUGUACCCCACGUAAACACUCGACCAGCGCCGCUGCCGACAUGGGAAGGUUCUGCUGCGAUACACGCACUAUGCCACGCUCCACAAGCAAUGGAAAGAGUGACAAGGUUUGCGAGCAUUCCAUUCACUAGAGCAGGUUCGUUGACGUCGCUACUUCGCUUGAUAUGUCGCCCUAGGCCCAAUCGUCCCCCAUCACUACAUCCCCAGGAGAACACCUUGCCGUCUGAAGUUAAAGCCAACGAGUGCAGCACCCCACAAGCCACCUGGCGAACGGAAACGGAGCGAAGUGCUGGUACCUGGUGCAUCACGGCUGGACGAGGAAACGUGGUUGGUGAAGGCUUGGCUGGUCCCUCAGCCGGUUUACUGGAGCUUGAUGGGAUAAUUCCGAGCUGGCCGUGCGAAUUGCUGCCCCAGCAGAAAACUACUCCAUCGUGGCCUGCAACGUGGUCACAAACAGCAAUACUAUGGUGUCCUCCUACAGCAGCAGCUACAGCCAGGUAGUUAGAGAGUGUGCCGACCACCGUCGCACGGUUUCGAGCUACCUGCGCUGCGCUCUCGGCUGGAAAACCUAACGCUCCGUGUGCAUUUUCGCCCCAGCUGAACAGUUCGCCAGCCUUGGCCAGUGCCAUUGCAUGGCCUCGUGCUACAUACACACGUUCCACAUGCUCACUUCGUAGCGUAUGUAAGAAGACCGGUGUGGCCAGCCAGUGACUUUCCCUCGGUCCAGGCAGCACCUCGAGCCUCAUCUAGCGCGUACACCGCAUCCGAUUCAGCGCCCUACCAGCACCUCGUUUGUCAGGAUUAGAGUAUCAUUGAGAGUAAAGCUGAUGUUGGCGUACCGCUGCGAUGCUCGUGAUGUGAUGACCUCGCAAUGGACGGAUGUCAACGAGAUCCGCGCCAGGAUGCGCCUCACUAAAGUAGACGCUUCCUUGAGCUUUGCGACGGUUCUCGAGCGCUCGAGCAGCAGCCUGCGUGGCCAUAUCGCUGCCCAACACGUGCAAGUCCACCCAGCGCUGUAUCCGACAUAUCAGCAGCACUUUCUUACCUGUAGACGGUAAAUUGAGCGUCAAUGCUAGAAGCCUCAGUUCCUCGCGCGACAUUCUCCUCAAAUCCACAUUACGCCAAUGCUGGCGACUUCGAGCAUGGCCAAACGCUUGCAAUGAUGAGAACGUGAAGCGCACGUUGUGUCGAGAACGUUGGAAGGCCUGACGUAGCAAGUGCGACCUGUAUGCGCGUUGAAUCAUAACAACAGCUUUCUGCUUUCGACGCUUCGAUCGACCAGGUUUCCAUCCAGACUCGAGCUUGCGCUUUGCCGCUUUAAUCUUCUUCUUGUACUCGGCUCGAGCCCUCUGUGUCAUGUUCGGUUCCAUCAUACUGCAAGACGACGGGCACGGACGAGUGUCCUGAAGCAACAGACGCGUCGUUUCAUCGAUACAAAGUGGUCUGAAUUGGACGUACCGGCAGCCGGGCUUAUAGCUAGCAGUUCUAGUUCUUUCUUGAUCUUUUUCUCGAGCGGAAUGUCCGAAGUUCCGCUUAGAAAACGCCAACGAUCCAGCGCUGGUACUUGUCGUACCAGCGUGUACGCCAGUUGUCCAGAGACGCGUCGAUAAGCUCGUGCACGAAGUCCUCGCAAGAGUUAAUGUCCAAAUCUGGCUGGAACCGAGCGGCAAGACGUUAGACUGUGCCCUUGGGGUCUCCAGCAAAACACGGUAAGUGUUCGUUACCGUGCAACAUCAUCUCCACGAGUAACACGAAUCGGUGGCGAUACUUCCGAGCCACAAGGAACGACCGCACACAAAGAGAUCGGAACCGUCGGAAGUGCGCAGAACGAGGACCGCCCAUGAGCUCCACAAAAUCGGCCGUGAGCUUGAAUGGUGCCUGCUCGAAGGCCAUGUUGCCCGGGUUGUUGGACAGGAUAAAGCCGAAGUCGAUAUGGAUAAUGUGGCCCUCAGCAUCCAGCAGAAUGUUGCCGUUGUGGCGGUCCUUAAUCUGAAGAAGAUAACACACGAUCGCGUACCCAGCCAUGCUGCUUACGAAGUUGGCUCGGGCCUUACGGAACUCGGGCGUGCUCGGAUCACCGAAAUGUCUGGUAAAAAAGUCCAAUAGCGUCGUGAACUCACGGUCGUUGCGCUUCAACGAAUCGAUAGAGAUCGUGUCCGAGAUAGCCUCCACGAGUCCGGAGGUGGCGGAGAUGGCGAUCACAUCGUACGGCCGGAUGAAGACGGGUACUUUAAAUUCUUCAAACACCUUGGCAAACUGAUGAAUCAAUUGCAAAGCCAACUGUUCCUGACGGAGAUCAUCGUCGCUUUUAACGAUCACAGGCAGCAAUCUCCAGCCCGGUAGUUUUCCGUACGGAGAUGUCGCUUGAAUUCGGCGUUCCUUGUCGGCCCAACGCUCCUUAAAUAUGACGCAGGGUGGCUCGCCAGAUUGGUUACGGGAUUCCAAAGAGGGAUCACUGGUCUCAGCUUCUUCCUCCUCGAGCUUCGAGUCACGCUCCGACAAGUCCUGCAAGAACCGAUCAGUACUGUCAAAUCGCGCAAGGUGAUGCGGAGAACUCGCUGAAGUCUCGGACUGAGGCGACAUCACCGUAUCCGACUUGGGUGACCACGGGCCGCUCGCACUGCUAGCAGAAUCAAUGUCAUCGACGUCUGUCGUGACCGGUACGAUGGACGCAGGGACCGUCUGGGCCGAAAGCGUAGGUCGAAGCCCCGAUGCACUUGUGUCGACUGUCAAGCCUCGCUUAGGGAACGCUCCACUCUUAAAAAAAGGCUGGCUCUGACUUCUUUCUGGCAACUCACGGAAUCGCUUGGGUGUGUCCUCACCACAUUCGUCGUCACCCUUACUCAGUAAAGCCACACUCUUGGGGUCGAGAUUCUUCCCGCCUGGAGUUUUACCGACCAGCGAGUCAAUCAGGCCGUGCAGCAGCUCUGUCGGCUGCACCAUUUUAUUCGAGAUGUGGUGUGAGAAUGAGCGAAGUCUUGUUGGGCUGCUAGGCGUGCGUGAUUCACUCCAGAACCCCAGUUUGGCAGCAUCAGGGGACAUCAAUGGUGUGCGCUCAGCAGGUGUGGAUGCUGUUGUCAGGUCUUGAGUACUAGCAGAAUCCCACAAACUGAGUGUGAAGCGUCUGCCGUUGAACACGCUGUUGCUGCGCCGCUUGAGCCGCUCCUCUUGAGGCGAUGGGUAGUCAACAACCUCGGCACAAAGCAAAAACGGCACUCGUUCUCGAGUUGAGAACGUAAAGCUCUCGUCAACGUGGACGUGCUUCAGUCGGUGAUACGAGUUCCCUACGGGAAGAUACAGUGAGUUGUUAGGCAAGUACUGAGCUUCCAAGUCUUGCAGCCACGUGCGAAGCUGCCACAAUAAAGCGUAGCAAACACCGAGUAAGAAAAUCGAAAAAUGGGAUAAAACACACACGACGUACCAUAUCAUUGCGGCGGUUGUACGCCACAGCGCGCAAAUUCGACGAGAUGUUCGCCAGUGACCCC